AUGCGGCCGUGCGCCUGGCGAGGAGCGGCGAGGGGGCUCCCGGCGCCGACGCGCCCGCCGCGCGUGCCGGUCGCGCAGCAGGGGCUGCCAGACGAUGUGCCACUUGACUGGCUGAGCGUGCGCUCGCUGAUGGACCACUGCAUGGGCCGCGGAAACUGGCGGCGCGCGACGCUGCCGGCGUACGCGCUCGAGGGCUUCCCGAAACUGGAUCGAGAGCGUUCUGCGCGCGUGCGCGGCGCACUGCAAGAGCGUGGGAUUGAAGAGAAUGCGUUCGUGGCGUGGUACAAUAGCAUAACACGCGCGACAUGGCAGGAAAGCGCAGCGAUCCUCGCAACACUGGACGAAAUUCCCCCGUUUGUGCUCCAGCGCGCGCUCGUGCGCGUCGGCCACGGGGAUGCAGCAAGCGCGGUGCGCAUCGCAGAACGGUGUGUGCCGACGUACUCGGUCGAUAAUGCGACUCGCAUCGUGCAUCUCCUCAUGGACAAGUGCCUCGCCGAGCGGCAGUGGCACGUCGCCGCGCCCAUGACGCGGCUCGUCGUCCAGACGGCCGCCGCAUGGCUCGAUCGGCGGAAUGCACAGCCGCAGCAGGCGGACGUGCUCGUGCAGCAGUGUGCACGGUACCUGCUCCAGGCAGAGCACGACGUGCGCGUGCGCAAUGCGCUCCUCGACCUCGUCCGUCUUGCACAGACGCGCCUGCCGGCGUCCGCGGCGUGGAUCGAGGCGUACAUUAUGGAUCGCGCUGCGCCGCGCCCGGGGCGGCGUGUGCGCCGCGGCGCAGACUGGGUCGUGGACCCGACGCUGAUCGAGGCGCUCCUCGAACAAGGCAGCAACACGGCAGGCCUGCUCGAUCUGGGUGUGCGUGUCGCGGCCGUGCAUCGCGAUACAGAGCGUGCAAACGCAUGGUUCGCACGUAUCGAGCCCGAGGCGCGGCCCACCGCGGCGUUUCUCCGUGCCCUCGCCACGUCGCCGCAUUCGGCAGACGUACAGGCGGCAUGGGCGCUCUUUGAUGCAAUGUGCACUGGAAAAGAGGCACAGAGUGCACGCCUCGCCGACUGGAUGCUGAUGGUGCGUGCGGCAGCUGGCGAUAGCCGCAUUCCGGCCCAGCAUGUGCUCGGCCUCUUGCAGCUCUACGAAGGGCACGCAGAGAGCGCCGCGCGGGGUGCGGCGCGGUGGCACGCGCCUGCGGCGAUCUGCGAACAGCUCGCCACGUCGCGCGUCGCACACUCCAGUGCGAUGGAUGGCUUCUUGGCGCGCGGCGAUCUGCCGCGUGCGCUCGGCGUGUGGCAUGCAAUGCUGCGGCGCGGCAUUGCGCCGGACGUUGCGGCGCUUGCGUCCGUGUGCAAGGUGCAUUUCCGUACCGGACGCGCCGCCGACGCCUUGCGCGAGGUCGCGCGAUGGUGCCACGAAGGCGUCGUGCUCCAGGACGGCGUCGGUGGAUGGAUGCCGAUGGCGCCCGAAGCGCCGCAAGAUACCCCCGGCACGGCCGUCGAGGCCCAGGCCACGCCCCACCGCGUGCAGGCGACAACGUACCUGGCGAAUAUCGUGCUUGAAGGCCUGCUGCACGUCGGCUCGUUUCAUACCCUCUUUCAUGUCUGGCGCGCGCUCGGGCCCGCGCUGCACGUCCGUCCCGAUGUUGUGUCGCUCGACCUUGUGCUGCGUGCAGCGAUCCUCGAUGCGGAUAGCGUCGCGGGCGAGGCGUCGUCCGAGUCGCCGCCGCUCUUUCAUCCAUACGCCGCGCGCGAGUACUUCCGGCGCACGCUGCACAGCCAGCACCCCGAGCUUGCGGCGUGCACGAGUGCACUGGACGCCGCGUCCAAGCACUGGCUCGUGCGUGGCGAGCAGCGGCUGCGGCGCUGGGAGCGCUGGCUCGAGCAGCGUGUCGCGAAGCUCUUUUCGAGCGCGCCGACGACGACCGCGGUCGACGUGCCGCUGGAGCCAACGCCGGUCGUGCUCGAUGCGCGUGUCUUUGCGCGGUACGCCAUGCUAUUGUAUACGCUGCGCAGUGUGGGGGGUGGCACCGGCAUCUAUGAAGAGCUCUUCCGCAUCCCGGCGUACAUGCAGGCGCUCGACCUCGCGCCGGAGCGGAGUAUGCUGUGUCUGCUGUACUGUGCACAGGACGAGGUGCUUCCGCCGGGCGUCGCGAGUCGGCAAGGGCAGACGCCGCUCGAUGUCGCAUUGCGGCAGUGGCUCGACGAGGCCGAGAUUCCCGGAGAAGCCGAGAUCGGCGAGUGGUUCCGUGCACAGAGCAAGUGA
Molecule: messenger RNA, 2253 nt
Organism: Malassezia japonica
Lineage: Eukaryota; Fungi; Basidiomycota; Malasseziomycetes; Malasseziales; Malasseziaceae
Exons: 2
Coding region: 1-2253 (750 amino acids)
Molecular function (GO): protein binding
Source: RefSeq, a predicted model, not a curated record